CCUGCAUUCGUUCCGACGCACCGCAGAGAUCUCCGCACCGCAUCCAUCCUGCUCAGUGCUCACCUCCCAUGGCGGCCGCCGUAGCCGGGGCCACGCCGGCGACUGCGAGGAAGACCCUCUUCACCACCACCGCCACCCUCCUUUCGUCCUCACUCAAACGCGGCAGCCGCGGCCUCUCCUGCUCGGCCGCGGCCGCCGCCGCCCCGCGCCUCGCGCCGCAGCCUCCGGACCUGGUCCGGUGGUUGCAGCGCGAGGGCGGGUUCGUCCACCCGGCCCUCCGCGUCACGGACCACCCGGAACACGGACUCGGGGUCUCUGCCGCCGCGGCCGACGGCGACAUCCCACCUGGGGACGUCCUCAUCACGCUCCCGGGCCGCCUCCCGCUACGACUCCGCCACCCCACCGGCGCUGCGGACGACCUGCUCGUGCAGCUAGCCCAACAAGUACCGGAUGAACUAUGGGCUAUGAAGUUGGGCUUGAGGUUGCUUCAAGAAAGGGCCAAACCUGAUUCAUUUUGGUGGCCGUAUAUUGCCAAUUUGCCAGAGACAUUUACUGUUCCAAUCUUCUUUCCUGGGGAUGACAUUAAAAACUUGCAGUAUGCCCCUCUCCUCCACCAGGUCAACAAAAGAUGUCGUUUUCUUCUUGAGUUUGAGAAAGAGGUGCGACAGAAGCUUGAUACCGUGCCCUUGAUUGAUCAUCCUUUUUAUGGACAAGAUUUAAAUUCAUCUUCCCUUGGAUGGGCUAUGUCAGCUGCGUCUUCUCGUGCAUUCCGUUUGCAUGGGGAAACCCCAAUGCUGUUGCCUCUGAUUGAUAUGUGUAACCAUAGUUUCAACCCAAAUGCUAGGAUUGUCCAGGAAGGAAGUGUAAACAGCUCAGACAUGUCAGUUAAGGUUGUUGCUGAGACGAAGAUUGAGCAAAAUGCAGCAAUAACACUGAAUUAUGGUUGCCACCCCAAUGAUUUCUUUCUUCUCGAUUAUGGAUUUGUGAUAACACCAAACCCUUAUGAUCAAGUGGAACUGAGCUAUGAUGGAACCCUUCUUGAUGCUGCUAGCAUGGCAGCAGGGGCCUCUUCUCCCAACUUUUCAGCACCAGCCAAGUGGCAAGAAGAUAUCUUGUCACAGCUAAACCUGCAUGGAGAGGGCGCCAUUUUGAAGGUAAGCUUAGGAGGCCCAGAUAUAGUGGAUGGACGCUUGUUAGCUGCUCUAAGGGUGCUUCUUGCAGCUGAUCCAGAGGCUGUGCACAAGCAUGACCUGAAAACUUUGAUGUCCCUUGAUGCGCAAGCUCCUUUAGGCCCAACUGUUGAAGCCUCAGCACUCCGAACAGUUCUUGCACUUUGUGCGAUUGCUCUCCAACACUUCCACACGAAGAUAAUGGAAGACGAAGCCAUUCUAAAAGGGGAACUGCCUCUUACCACUGAACUGGCCAUCCAGUUCAGAUUGCAGAAGAAGUUUAUGAUCGUUGAUGUGAUGCAGAAUAUCAGCCGGAGAAUCAAGACGUUAUCGCCACAGAAAUCCACUGCGUAGUUCUUUGGUUUCUUCGUCAUACAAUCAAUUACCAUUCUGUACUGCUUACUGCAUAUAAAUACAAGCCCCAAUUUUGAUUCUGUACCAUAUCUGCAUUUAGAAGUUACAUGUGCAUGAAUCAAAGGGUGUGCAUUAGUUAUGGAGUUCCUUGUGGAGAUUACUUUCAUGUACUGAUUAUUGCGGAUAAUGAUAAAUCCCCAUUUUUGACUCUGCAA
Panicum hallii is the source of this 1738-nucleotide messenger RNA. RefSeq names its product histone-lysine N-methyltransferase setd3. NCBI's taxonomy places the organism in Eukaryota, Viridiplantae, Streptophyta, Magnoliopsida, Poales, Poaceae. The transcript is spliced from 5 exons. Gene Ontology annotation, molecular function: protein-lysine N-methyltransferase activity; protein binding. Gene Ontology annotation, biological process: peptidyl-lysine monomethylation. The record is from RefSeq and is a predicted model, not a curated record. The coding region runs from base 69 to 1523 and encodes 484 amino acids.